AUGUUCCGCAGGUUGAACGCACUUCUGAUCGCCAUUGCCCUGCUGGCCCCACCCAUUUGGUCGGCCCCGGAAUGUGGCCGUAAUGAGGAGCAGUGUAAGGAGCACAGGAUGCAUCCGGAUAUGCCGGAGCCGGAGUUGAAUGGACGGGCAUUCCGAGUGGUUGAGGGCGAGGAGACCAGCGCCUACUGGCGCGAACAGGGCGUUCAGUUUGUCCAGAAGAAGCUGGCCACCGAGUUGAACAAACGCCAGGCCAAGAACGUGAUUCUCUUCCUGGGUGACGGCAUGGGUGUGACCACCACCUCGACGGCUCGAAAUCUUCUGGGUGGCGAGGAGAAGACCCUCUCCUUCGAGAACUUUCCCUAUACGGGUUUCUCGAAAACCUAUUCCGUGGAUAAGACUGUUCCGGACUCGGCCUGCACGGCCACCGCUUACUUGUGUGGCGUGAAAGGUCAGGAGGGCACCAUCGGCGUCAAUGGGCAGGUGCCCCGAACCGACUGCAAGGUCAUGCUGGACGAGAGCACCCACGUCGACUCCAUUGCCAAGUGGGCCAUGGAGGCGGGCAAAUGGGCGGGUCUGGUGACCACCACCCGCGUGACCCACGCCUCGCCCUCCGGCGUCUACGCCCACAUUGCGGAGCGGGACUGGGAAAACGAUGCGGAGGUGACCAGCGACUGCGGAGCCAACUCUGGAAUCCAGGACAUUGCCUACCAGUUGUCCCGCGGCGAGGUGGGCAGCAAACUCAAGGUCAUCAUGGGCGGCGGACGCAAGAACUUUGUGGACUCCAGCCUGGAAUCGUGGGGUAAACGUACCGACGGUCUGAAUCUCCUCGACGAGUUCAAGGCGGCCAGCGAAAGGAAUGUCUAUGUGACCACCGCCGAGGAGCUGGCGUCUGUGGAUGUGACCAAGACCGAUCGCCUGCUGGGUCUCUUCAACGACGACCAUCUGCAGUACCUGAUGGAGACCACGGCGGAGAGUAGCCAGCCCACGCUGGAGCAGAUGACCCGCAAGGCCAUCGAGUACAUGAGCCAGAGCGACCAGGGCUACUUCCUCUUCAUCGAGGGCGGUCGCAUCGACCAGGCCCACCACAUCAACCAGGCGCGGAUGGCUCUGAAUGAGACCAUUGAGUUCUCCAAGGCCAUUGCCGCCGCCCAGGAGCUGACCAGCGAGGACGACACCCUACUGGUGGUCACCGCCGACCACUCGCAUGUGUUCACUUACGCCGGAUACUCGUACCGUGGUUCGGAUAUAUUCGGAAUGGCCCCAGUAAAUGGACAGGAUGGUCUGCCCUAUACAGUCCUGAGCUACGCCAACGGACCGAGUUACGAGAACUUCUAUGACGAGAAGACAAAGGAGCGCAUCGAUCCCACCACCGUGGUGACUGGUGCCCACGAUGAUGAGUUUCCCUCGGGAGUGCCAAUCGACAUGGACUCCCACGGUGGCGAUGAUGUGCCCGUCUAUGCCCUGGGUCCCUGGGCGCACCUGUUCACCGGAGUCUACGAGCAGAGCACCAUCCCCAGCCUGAUGGCCUACGCAUCCUGUUUGGGCGCGGGCCAGACCAUGUGCAAGUAGGAUGCCAUGCCGCCUCGCCAUAACAAUUAAGUUUGAAGCUCAUUAAAUAUAGCCAGCGAACGGCAUUUGCAUUCGCCUGCACUCGAGUUUAUUAUGCGAACGCAAACUGCAAA
Drosophila rhopaloa is the source of this 1682-nucleotide messenger RNA. RefSeq names its product membrane-bound alkaline phosphatase (gene Alp5). The record is from RefSeq and is a predicted model, not a curated record. NCBI's taxonomy places the organism in Eukaryota, Metazoa, Arthropoda, Insecta, Diptera, Drosophilidae. The transcript has 2 exons. Gene Ontology annotation, molecular function: alkaline phosphatase activity. Gene Ontology annotation, biological process: dephosphorylation. Bases 1 to 1569 code for a protein of 522 amino acids.